GCCCAUUCUAACAUAAAACCUCCUGAGAUUUCAGUCCUGGACUCCCACAAAUUGUUCCAACUACGGGACCGGAGACGCUCCUUCAUAUGACUCUGUAAUAGUGUCAAGAAAUCUCCCCCACCCUAGUCCGCCUCAAAAACGUAGUAAUGGCGACUCGCGCCACCCGCCGCAGCUCUCGCCUUGCUCCGAACACCACUCCGACGAAGCAAUCCCCAAAGACGCAAGAAUCAAUUAACCGUCCUGUCAGUUCCCCAAAGCUUACAUCGAAACGUUCUGAACCUACACCAUCGAGUAAUAAAAUCGAUAAUAAAAUCAACGGCGCCCUCGGGGUAGAGCCAUAUAACGGAGCUGACGACGACUACGCCGUUGUGGGAACUGUGGAAAUAGAACAUACGAAAGAGGUUAUGGUAAAGCAAGAGACAGUUGAAAUCUCAAAACGAGGUACGAAAAGAAAGGCGACAGUAUCAAAGUCCCAACAGUACUCUAGUGAAGAGGAACAGGAAGUCGAAGUAAAAACCCGGAAGGAAGAGCGGACGAAAAGGACAAAAGUAAAGGAGGUCACUAUAGAAAUGAAGCCCCUGGCGCCUCGAACUGCGAAUCUGCGGAUGUUUGUCGGAGCGCAUAUUAGCGCUGCGAAAGGAGUCCAUAAUGCAGUCACAAACAGCGUUCACAUCGGGGGAAAUGCCUUUGCCCUGUUUCUAAAAUCACAGAGAAAAUGGGAGAACCCGCCAUUACAAAACGAGCAUCGAGACCAAUUUCGGCAACUUUGCUCAGAUUAUUCCUAUGAUGCUUCGAAAUAUGUUCUUCCUCAUGGCUCGUAUUUGGUGAAUCUGGCGCAAGAAGACCCGACAAAAGCGAAGCAGGCAUACGAUUCCUUUCUUGAUGAUCUGAAACGUUGUGAAGAACUUGGUAUCAAGCUUUAUAAUUUCCACCCGGGAGCAACCAACCAGACUACCCUUGAGUCUUCAUUAUCUCGAUUGGCACAAGCUCUCAUCUCUGCUCUCAAAGCUACGACAACAGUUGUUCCAGUUCUCGAAACAAUGUGCGGCCAUGGAACCACAAUAGGAGGCUCACUAUCGCAUUUCAAAGCACUUCUUGCCCUCAUUCCAGAUACCUACCGCUCUCGCAUUGGGAUAUGCGUGGACACAUGCCACAGUUUUGCGGCCGGGUACGACCUCCGUAGCCCUAGUAGCUGGAAUAAUUUCAUGGAAGAAUUCGAUAAAGAAAUAGGCCUGCAAUACCUACGAGCUUUCCAUUUGAAUGACUCCAAAACGCCACUGGGUAGCCGACGAGAUUUACACGCGAAUAUAGGAACAGGAUUUCUGGGUCUGAGGGCAUUUCAUAACUUGAUGAAUGACAAGAGACUAGAAGGCAUCCCGAUGAUAUUAGAAACUCCCAUUGACCGACCUGCGAAAUCGGACGCAGAGACGGCAACUGGACAACCGGACGACGAAUACGGAGUGUGUAAGGACGAUCAUUCAACCGAAACGACUACCAAGAAGAAAAAUAGCCGUACCAAGAAGGGGCCAGCUAAGAAAGCAAAACCUGGUAAGCCGGUUAUGAUUGAGGAUAAAUCCAUAUGGGCGAAGGAGAUAAAACUUCUCGAGUCGCUUAUUGGAAUGGACACUGAGAGCGAGGAAUUUCUCAGACUGGAGGCGGAAUUGGCCUCGCAGGGGAAAGAGGAAAGAGAGAAACAUCAAGCGAUGUGUGACAAGAAGCGGGAUAAGGAGGGAAAACAGAAGGAUCUACGAGAUAUGUUUGCUGUCAAUGGAAAGGCGAAGGGGAAGGGGAAAGCGAAAGUGAAAGCUAGUCCUACUAGUGUGGGUAAAAGGAAGAAGGCCGAAGAGGAGAGCACUGAUGACUCCGACUAAGUGAAUAUUUAUUCGUAAAAUCGCGGAGAGGCGUGCUCCAAUUUUUGAUGUCAAGAUACCUUUCAUUUUUACGAUAUAUAUUUGGAUCGUUGUCCUUGGUUAUCCAUUCUCAACAAAUGUCUCUCUCUACCUAUGCUUCUGGGGCGCAAUUGGUUAGCGCGUUCGACUGUUAAUCGAGAGUUGGAAGUUCUAGCCUUCCCGGGGGGCGGUUGGAUGGUUUUGACUCUCACCCACCCCCUUUUUUAUUUUUUGAUGUCAUGUUCUGGCUGCUUUCUUCCAUUGUGGAGAAUAAUAGAAUCUAUUCAGAGGUAACUAGGGGAAAUAUUUAAUUGAAGGCGCAGGUUAAGGUGAAGUUCAACCAACGCUUGAGAUAUUGCCGGGUAUAUUCAAGUCAAGUCUUGUCUUUGGAAGGGUGUUCGGUAUAAAAUUAUGGGGCAGGAUUGGGACAAAUGUAUUUCGAGUGGAAUUGAGUUUUCGGGGGGUACAAAGUUCAAUAUGACAGGAAACAGGAAAUCUACUCGAUAUUAGAAACGGAAGCAAGAAAGGCGGUAGAUGAAACAAUGCAAGGCGAGUAGCCACCGGGAAAACAGAAUGGAUACGGAGAGGCUAAGAUAUAUAUGUGCCUUCCCUCCUCCGGCAUUCAUUAUGGAUCCAACCGACCGGCUCCUACUCCUUCAUCUGCUUGCUCGCAGAAACACACCAGUUAUUCCAAUCCGAGAAGAACGACGGCUGGACAUGACACUUCUUGCUGGUAAGCUGCUUCUUGCGCGUCUCGGCAUAAAUAUCGACAAUACCGGACAAACUCUCCUUAUCAUGUGCCACAAGAAUCUUCACCAGCAGCAAACUCGCCUGGCUACAGGACGACGCGUGAGCAGCCGGCGCGCUAUGCGUAGCUUCCUGAUGCACAGCUUUCAAUAGCUCCCAGACCGGCUCCGCAGAUUCAAUGGAGGGGAUGCUAGCCGCUCCCUUGCAUUGUUUGGUAUAUUCUCUGAGCACAUUGCUGGCGCGAGCAGCGAUCUGUUUGGUCCUUGACUUGCGGCUGAGUUGUAAUAGCGGCAUAAGAAGGUCCAGGGCGAGGAUGUUGGAAUGGCACUUCUUCACAUAAAUUUCGAGCAGGUCGAGCACGCGGUUUUUGAAAUUCAGCAUGGUCUCCUUUGCGUCUUUUUGCUCUUUCUUUUUGCUGUAGACUUGUUUACGGGCGCGGAAGACUUUUGCGAUUUGGUCGUCGAGGGCUUCCAUUUCGUCGUCAUCCAUGGAGGCAUCCUCAGAGUCAGAGGUGGCAUCAAUGUCCUUGUCGGCUCGGUGGGUACCUAAUGCUGAAGCAAGCUUCGCUUCGAAGGCCUGCAGUUCAUCAUCGUCUUCCUCUUCCGACUCUUCUGAUUCGUCCUCGCUGUCGUCCUCGGAGGCCUGGCUGAUUACUUCAACAUCAUCCUCGUCUUCGUCAUCAUCAUCAUCAUCAUCAUCGGAGUUUUCAGCAUCAACAUCAACCAUUUCUAUAUCACUGCCAACUUCUUGACUCUCAAACAUUUCCUCUUGGCCAGCGAGCGUGUCCUUAGCUUCAAGCACCUUUUUGGGAAAAGAGAGUCAGCAUAUGUCAAGUAUAUCAAAAAGCAAAUAGAAUGGGGACAAGCAUACAUCAAUCAAAGAUUGAAGACCAGUCGCAGUAACCUGAUCCGCAAAAGCGCCAAACACUUGUUCACUCAUCCGACGGAAUAGUUGCGAUUGUUUCGACGAGAAGCUGAGGAGGAUUUCCACGAGCGCAUCUGACGCCUCGUUUGCCUCGUCACGCUCUGCCUUGUGACCGAGAAAUUUAGAGUAACAGAAUUUUAGCUCGUCAAGCAUCGAAACAGCGUCGGCAUCCCCAUUAUACACUUGCAAUAUCGUCAUCGAGUACAGGAGUUUGAAAGCCUGGAUACUAGAUCCUUCCUUUUUCUCGGCGCGUUUUUCCUUUUUUGGGGUCGGUAAAGUUAGCCAGAAUAUAUCAAACGAGGAGGGUUGAUGUACUGUUUUCUACCUUAGAAGUAAGCUUCUUUAACGUCUUGAAAGCCGCCGCAACAGAUCCCUUAAUGUCUUCACCCAUUUCAAUGACAAAUUUGCCCCAGUCCCCAUCCACAUCCAUUUCAUGGAUCUUGCGAACCACGGCAUAAGGGAUGGCAGCUGGGCUUUUCCGGCCACUGAUGACGAUAUUCAGACAUGACAUCAGUCUAUUACGAAACAAUUCCUGGGUGGCUUCCAUGACAGGAGGUUCUGCUGGCGUUUGUUUGCUUUUGGCGUUUUCGUUAGAUAUAAAAUAAGCAAAGCGAGCCAAGAGGAACAAAACACUCUCGAUUGACGACUGUAGCUCGUCCGAAUCAGUGGCGUUAAUGGCAGCCGCUUGUGUCCUCACAACCGAGAGUAAAUAUGCUUCUUGGUCUUCGUAAUGUGGUCAAAAUUUACCGCACCAGUCGGGCCCAUUAGUCCGUUAAUAGCGGCCACAAUAAACUCCGGCUCUCUCGCUACACGCGCCUGGACGGAUUUCAGUGCUUUGGCAGCUAUCCGGUGAAGAUACCGAUCUUCAACAGCUAGCUGAUUCAUGAAACACCGCAUGAGGUUUUUGGUGAAGACUGUCUCAGCGAGAUGUGGAGGAGCCUCGUUCAUGCUCUUUAUAAAAAGAAGGAAACCCCAGUAUUUACGUUCCUCGGAGGACGCAGCCGCAAAUAAUCCUUCUACUCGACAUUAGUGCAAAUUCCAAAGUGCAUGUUUAAAGGUUAAAACUUACUAUCAACAACCUCAGUCCAAAUAUCAGUGAAACUAGCCUGAGUGGCUUUUGAAUCCUUGGUCUUUGACGAUCCGUUCUGUCCGGGUGGUUGUGUAGAGAGCUUUUGCAAGACAAUGUCCCACGCAAAAUGCAAUUUUGGAUUCCAGACUCCCGAAUUCUGUGCUUUACCAUUCUCCCUCCCAUGUUCAGAUUGUGAUUCGGACGUUUCUUUCAUUAUUUUCGCAAGGGAAGUCUUUUCCCGUACGUGUAGUGGACUACCAUGCUGCCAUACAUCCUCAGGGAAUUUCAUUGUUGCAAAAAGAUCUUUUGCCGCAAUCCAUAUGGCGACACCUUCCGGGGUUUUAGCAAGGCCAUUCUGACAGAGCGAAUCCAAUGCCGCCUCAGCAUAUUUAACAUCAAAUUUGUGAGUCUGAAUUUCUCGUAAAGAACAGAAGACUAUCCAUCCGCACUCUUCACGAAGCCAUGGUUUCUUCUUGGCUAGGUCAAAUAAGGUAUUGAGGAUCUUAAUCCAUUUUUCGAACGGCACCUGGGACUGAAAGAGCACUGAAGAUUUAAUAAGAGCUUCCGCUCCAAAAAGUCGUCCAAAAUGGUGAUCUCUCUCCUCCUAUCAUCAAGGAUUUGACUGCGCUUCC
This is a messenger RNA of Blastomyces gilchristii SLH14081, 5261 nucleotides long. RefSeq names its product AP endonuclease 1. The transcript is spliced from 7 exons. Gene Ontology annotation, cellular component: mitochondrion; nucleus. The record is from RefSeq and is a predicted model, not a curated record. The coding region runs from base 147 to 1871 and encodes 574 amino acids. Gene Ontology annotation, biological process: base-excision repair. Gene Ontology annotation, molecular function: DNA binding; DNA-(apurinic or apyrimidinic site) endonuclease activity; phosphoric diester hydrolase activity. NCBI's taxonomy places the organism in Eukaryota, Fungi, Ascomycota, Eurotiomycetes, Onygenales, Ajellomycetaceae.